This is a messenger RNA of Cuscuta europaea, 1852 nucleotides long. NCBI's taxonomy places the organism in Eukaryota, Viridiplantae, Streptophyta, Magnoliopsida, Solanales, Convolvulaceae. The record is from the annotation of a GenBank genome assembly.
UUAGUUAUCGGUGCAUCAAAUAUCCCCAAAUCUUUUGAAAGCAUAAAUGAAUAUAAGUUUCAUUUUUCAUAAUAAUGUACAAACCAUGCAUUAUAAGCACUCACUAAAUUACAACCAGCCAAAAUUGCUUCAAGGGCUCCCUACAUUUUCUAAUUUUUGUAAUAAAGAAAAUAUCCGCAAAUACUAAUUCUUAGAUAGGGGUGAAGGACAAAUACAUAGGAUUAGAGGGAGCACUUCAAGCAUAUUUCCCACUCUUAGGGGCGUAACAAUAAUAAUUUUGAUUAGAAUUUAAAUUGUAUUUUGACCCCUUAGUUCUCAAGAGAUGACGAACCCUUGUCCACCAGCAACGCCGCCGUCUAGGAGAUAAAACUCCGGUCACGUUCGCUUUACUCUUGCUCUUCUUUAGAACCAGUCCCCGAAGCUCCGGCGGCCGGUAAGUUCGGAUCAGCGGCCACUUAACGCCGUUAAAGAACGGGUGCUGUUUAAUCUCCGUCGCGCCCUUGGCGUAACCGAGCCUCCUCCGUGGGUCCUUCACUAACAGGCUCUCGAUCAAAUCCUUCGCCUCCGCCAAUUCCGGCGCCUCCGUUUCUCUGUCAACCACGUGGAACCUCACUCCCUCCGUUGACGCUAUAUUCCGCAGCGUUGACUCUUUACUGCUCCCCUUAAACGGCGUCGUACCGAACAGCAGUUCGAAAACCAGAACCCCGAACGCCCACCAGUCAACUCCGUUCCCAUGACCGUUCCCGUUAACCAACUCCGGCGCUAAGUACUCGUGGGUUCCGACACAUGAUCGCGAGAACGCCGUCGUUGGCUCAGCGACGAACUCCGCCACCGUUUCUUCCCGGCUGCGGGCACCCGAGAACCCGCACCCGGUUCCUGACCCGACCCGGACCCUGCUCUGUUUUUCAAAACGGGGGGAAAUUUCGGAUUUGAAGCAGAGGUCGAAGUCGGAGAGCAUAAUAUGGCCGUCGUCCCGGAUGAGGAUGUUUUCCGGCUUCAGGUCUCUGUAGACAAUACCCAGAGAGUGAAGAUACUCCAAUGCGACGAGCACCUCGGCGGCGUAGAAUCGGACGGAUUCAACCGGCAGCCUGUUUCCGGGCUGUUUCCGGAGCAGAGAGUGGAGGUCUCCAUUGGAGCAGAAAUCCAUGAGGAGGCAGGUGUAGUGGGAGACUUCCAGAUGGGCGUAGAGCGUAGGGAGGAAAGGGUGGUCCAGCACAGAGAGGAUUUCCGCCUCCGUCUGGACCUGAGCCGCCUUCUUGGCGUUGAGCGCGUCCCGGUCGAUGACUUUCAGGGCGAAAUCGGAAUGCUCGGAGUCCGUGAGGCGGCAGAGGAACACCCGGCCGAGGUUCCCUGACCCGACGAGGCGGUGGAGCUUCAGAUGCCGGAGGUGGAGGGACCCAUCGGAGGAGAGGGUGGUGGCGGCCUUGAUGGCCGACCAGUUAGAGCCCUGCCGCCGGUGAGGGCGGGUGUGGAGGUUAGGGAUGGAAGUGGAGGGGUUGGCGGCGGUUGAAGUGGUGGAAAGGCGGUCGUUGAAGCUGAGAGUUAAACUACUUCUGGCGAGGCUGCUCCGGGCGCUAAGGGUCCGGUCGGUUGUGCCGAGGGAAGCGGUGGAGCUGGUGAAGCUGUUGUCAAGAUCGGAGUCCAACGGGUAUAUAGUAUCAUCUUCCAUAUAUAUCAUUUUAAGGUUGUUCUAGCUUGGUACGCCUCUGGAUAUUUAUAAGCGAGCUGAAAAUGAUGUGGUAAUGAUGAAGGUGCGAUUUAUGUGAUAUGGAAGAUACAGCAGAGCAGAGUGGCGAGACAUUGUUGUUUAUAAAGCAGUGUCGAGUAGAAUGGAUGGGGGAGAAGCGAAAAG